AUGAUGGCCUCGCCCGACUCCCCCGCUGCGUCUGUUAGCAGCCGCAGCUCCUCCCGCGCCUCGGACCACGGCCGUCCACUAUCCCUCGAGGAACUCGUCGAGCACUUCGUCGCCGCAAAGCGUUCCCUGAACUCCCAGACGCACCUCUGGCAUGCCAACCAGCUCGUCACCGCGGCCCGUCAACUCACCGAGGAAAAUGCCAUCGUUGCCGCCAAGACCUCCGCCAUCAGGAACAUGGUCGAUGAAGAGGUGGACAAGCUGGAAGCCGUCCGUCGCGGCAUACACCUCCUCGAGGCCGACACUCAACGAGAAUACAAGACCAUUUUGCACAACCUCGAUGUAGCCCGGUCCGGACUGGAGUCUACUUUCAAAGUCCUGCAGGAAACUCCCUUGGAAGCCGCCCUUCAACCUCCCGGCACCCCACAGAAGUACCUCUACGAUACCAUCGAAACCGCCGGAGUCACCCAUCUCCACGACAAACUGCGAGCGUGUAUCGACCGCUGGAAUGCCGGCACGGCGAGCGUCAGAGAAACCGAGGACGCGUUCAAUACAGCCUUGAACAAUCUCCAAUCCUCCAUUGACAGCGUGCCGAGCACUCCCACCAGGGACUACUCGCCCGGCCGGAUACCGACCCUAUACUACGAAUUGGAGGAGCAUGCGAGAGAGGUGGCACAGCAAUUCCAGAUGCUAGUGCGGCACUAUGAUCUCUGCGUCACUGCGCUCCGGGCCACCGAAGGGGGUGCAGAUGCGGCAACCGAGGCCGUCGGCGACGCACCGCAGCCUUCUGGCCAGGAUACUUCUGGGCCCCCUGUUCCGUUGAGCGAGGAAGAGCGCCUGAAGGUCCUUACCAUAGUGAAACAGGAUGCUUCAGAAGUGGAGGAUGUCGUGGCAGACAUCCGUGGUCUCGUAACGGAAAUGAGUGCAUUGCAGGAACAAAUCGAAACCCACAUUAACCAUCAGCGCCGGGAGGACGCUGCGCUGGGCGGAGUGCUGCGGAUGAUGGCGCGCGUGGCGGCAGAGGCGAGGUCGCACGUUGAAAGAGCUCGGUCAUUUCAGACUGCAUGGCUGGAGGACAUUCGACCUACGCUGCUCGAAGGCAUCGACGAAUGGGAGGAGCAGCGAGAGUUCUUCGAAAAUUUCGAUCUCGCCUACGCAGAACUGCUGGUCGAAGUGGCAUCGCGGCGACGACGGUACGAGAAGAUCAAGCGCAAAGCAGAGGAGGCGCAGAGAGAGUUGGACAAGCUGUAUGCUGAAGAGGAGCGCGCACGCGAGCAGUUUAUGCGAGUCCAAGGCAGGUUCCUCCCUCGCGAUAUAUGGCCAGGCCUGCACCAUCCGCCGCGAAAAUACGAAGUACGCCCUGUGGAUCGUGUGGGCGAUGAGCAGGAGCCCCAAAAGUCAACGGAAAUCAUCCCUCAACUCGCCAGGAACGUCGUGGAGCGCGCGUUGACCAGAGUCAAGAGGCGGAUGUGA
This is a messenger RNA of Westerdykella ornata, 1470 nucleotides long. RefSeq lists its product as uncharacterized. The transcript is spliced from 2 exons. Gene Ontology annotation, molecular function: molecular adaptor activity; protein kinase activator activity. The record is from RefSeq and is a predicted model, not a curated record. The coding region runs from base 1 to 1470 and encodes 489 amino acids. Gene Ontology annotation, cellular component: Atg1/ULK1 kinase complex; phagophore assembly site. NCBI's taxonomy places the organism in Eukaryota, Fungi, Ascomycota, Dothideomycetes, Pleosporales, Sporormiaceae. Gene Ontology annotation, biological process: piecemeal microautophagy of the nucleus; autophagy of mitochondrion; autophagosome assembly.